Molecule: messenger RNA, 306 nt
Organism: Kuraishia capsulata CBS 1993
Lineage: Eukaryota; Fungi; Ascomycota; Pichiomycetes; Pichiales; Pichiaceae
Exons: 1
Coding region: 1-306 (101 amino acids)
Source: RefSeq, a predicted model, not a curated record
AUGUUCUUCAGGUCACUCACGAGGGUGUCCAUGACUCCGCUUCGGUCGGUUGUGACUGGGGUGAGGUCCAACAUCUGCAUCAAGCUCGCGUCCACCUACAUCCAGCCGACGUUCUCCAGCAUGCUCACACCACCUAUGAUGUACAAGAACAUAAUAAGAGAAAAGUUCGUUGAACCAGAAUCAGAAGAUAUUGUGGGGAUGUCGCUAGACUCAGUCAAGAGAAAGAGAAAAUUGAAGAUGAAGAAGCACAAGUUGAGAAAGAGAAGAAAGGCCCAACGUGCUUUGAGAAUCAGGUUGAACAAAUGA